AUGGCGAGGCCGGCGCGCGCGCUCCUGCUCCUGCUCCUGGCGCUGAUGGCGACGCUGGCCCGCGCGUCGGGCGACGUGCCGGCGGCGUCCCUGGGCUGGGACCUCGGCGUGGUGGGCGCGGGGGAGGACGAGGAGUUCGGCUUCGACUCCGUGGCGCGCCGGGUGCUGCAGGGCGGCGGCUACAUCAGCUACGGCGCGCUGCGCAGGGACAACGUGCCCUGCUCCGUCCGGGGCGCCUCCUACUACAACUGCCGCCCCGGCGGGCAGGCCAACCCCUACUCGCGCGGCUGCUCCGCCAUCACGCGCUGCCGCGGCUGA
Molecule: messenger RNA, 318 nt
Organism: Miscanthus lutarioriparius
Lineage: Eukaryota; Viridiplantae; Streptophyta; Magnoliopsida; Poales; Poaceae
Source: the annotation of a GenBank genome assembly